Messenger RNA from Metarhizium album ARSEF 1941, 681 nucleotides. Its product is annotated as Ankyrin repeat-containing domain protein. Gene Ontology annotation, molecular function: protein binding. Gene Ontology annotation, cellular component: nucleus; cytoplasm. Lineage: Eukaryota; Fungi; Ascomycota; Sordariomycetes; Hypocreales; Clavicipitaceae. The transcript is spliced from 7 exons. The coding region runs from base 1 to 681 and encodes 226 amino acids. The record is from RefSeq and is a predicted model, not a curated record.
AUGAAUGAAGAAACCGACAAGUUCCCCCUUCAUACCGCCGCGAGGGAAGGAAAUGUCCUCAAGGCGGAAGGCCUCCUCAAAACGGACCCAAGGCUAUUAAAGAAGAAGGAUGACGAUGGUCGAUAUCCCAUCCACUGGGCAGCUUCAUCAAACAACCUGGAAAUACUCACGCUGCUAGCUAAUCAAGCGAGUUUUGAUCCCGACGUGCAAGACGACAGCGGCUGGACGCCUCUCAUGAUCUCUGCCAGUGUUGCCGACAGCGAGGCCGUCCUGAGAGUCCUUAUUCAAAAAGGUGCAGAGGUAAACGAGAAGAAUUCCAACGGACAGACUGCCCUUCACUUUGUGGCAUCCAAGAAGAACAUGGACGUGGCCCGUCUGUUGCUAGGGUCAAAUCCGCCUGCUUCGACCUGCUUCCGUGAUCGACGUGGGCAGUAUCCCAUCCACCGAGCCGCGGCAGUCGGUUCCGUGCCCAUGGUGUUGCUGCUCCUCAAGAAUAAAAGCCCGCUGAAUCCUGCGGAUAGCGAAGGCUACACCCCUCUGCAUCACGCCAUCGCUGAGGGACAUGGCGACGUCGCCAUUGCCUUGCUCAAAGAAGGAGCUGAUUUCACAUUGAAGAACUCGGAUGAUGUUUUGGCUCUGGAUUUGGCACCAGACAAAGAGGCAUGCAUAUAUAUACACUAA